CGACCGGGCGUCGUCGCGGGGUUCGCGGGCGGCGGCUGCGGGAACGGGAGCCGUGGGGACGGACCUCCGCGCGGCCGUGCGCGACGAGCAGACUCCGGCGUGGCGUUUGUUCCUUGUGGUCACUCCAUGGAUUCCUUUGGACAACCUAGAGCGGAAGAUAACCAGUCAGUAGUCAGCAGGAUGCAAAAGAAAUACUGGAAAACGAAACAGGUCCUCAUCAAAGCCACCGGGAAGAAGGAGGAUGAGCACGUGGUGGCAUCGGACGCAGAACUGGAUGCUAAACUGGAGGUUUUCCACUCCAUUCAAGAGACAUGCACUGAACUUCUGAAGAUAGUUGAGAAGUACCAGCUAAGACUCAAUGUUGUAUCAGAGGAAGAAAGUGAACUAGGGCUCUUUUUAAAGUUUCAAGCAGAACGAGAUGCAACGCAAGCUGGCAAACUGAUGGAUGCCACGGGCAAGGCACUCUGUUCCUCAGCCAAGCAAAGAUUGGCCCUGUGUACUCCGCUGUCUCGUCUUAAGCAAGAAGUAGCAACGUUCAGUCAAAGGGCAGUAUCCGAUACCUUGACGACAAUUAAUCGCAUGGAGCAGGCACGCACGGAGUACAGAGGGGCUCUGCUGUGGAUGAAGGACGUGUCCCAGGAGCUGGACCCAGACACCUUAAAGCAAAUGGAAAAGUUCAGAAAAGUCCAGAUCCAAGUGAGAAGCAGCAAAGCUUCUUUUGACAAGUUGAAGAUGGAUGUCUGUCAGAAAGUGGAUCUCCUUGGAGCCAGUCGCUGCAACAUGCUCUCCCACUCACUCGCUACCUACCAGAGAACACUGCUGGGAUUCUGGGAGAAAACAGCUCGAACGAUGUCCCAAAUCUACGGGGCCUACAUUGGCUUACAUCCAUAUGACUUUGUGGCCCUCAAGCAACUGCAAGACACUUCGAGCAAGCUUGAGGGAGACCACAAAGAACAAGUAGAAAACAGUCCACUCACUGAAAACCUCAGCAGGUUAGUUUUGUCAGAUGAGGAAGUGAACUUGAGAAGUGAAUCAGUUGCAAAAGAUUUACCUGGAGAUUCACUAGAAGAUGAUUUUGAGAAGGAAUUCUCAUUUCUGAACAACCUCCUAAGUCCUGCUUCUUCAAGUUCUAGCGAAUUUACUCAAGAAUGCCAGACCGCCUUUGGGAGCCUCACGUUCCAGGAGCCUCCCGUGGGGUCCGAGCCCCUUGCUCAUUCCCAACGAUUCCUUCCUUCCCAGCUCUUCGACCUUGGCCUCCAUGCUGCUGGAGCCUUCAACAGCUGGGCCUCCAGAGGGGGAUUCGAACCUCCUCUCUCACACACUGAUAGUCAGCCAGUGCCUUCACAGAGUCCAAAGAAAUCAACAAAAUCUCCCAACCAUGGUAACCAAGGCAUGUCAGCCUGGUUCAACCUAUUUGCAGACAUGGAUCCGCUUUCAAACCCAGACGCCAUUGGACACUCGGAUGAUGAACUUCUUAAUGCUUGACUGACGUUCCGAUGCCACUUCAGAGGCCUUGAGACAUCAACUUCUCCACAUCUUGCCUUCGUGGAAAGGAGUUCUUAUUGAAUCCAUACACAAAAGCAUUGCUUGUGAAUAUGUAACCCUUGUCAGCCAGCUUUAGACAGAUGGUAAGGACCACAUUUGAAUACACUUGUCUCUUUAAUAGCUUGGAUUUGCAGCUGUUGAUAAUAUGUGGGAAAUAUUAGGAACUCCUUAGUUUGAAAUAGAUUUAGAAGUUUAUUUUGAAAGAACAGCUGGGAAGAAUUCUUCCGUAAGGGAUUGGGCUUAUUUCUCUGGAGAGCCCUUUAUUCAAGCUGCUUUGCUGGCUGUGAGAAUUCUUUAUGUGGAUAACAGACAGCAGUUAAACUGGGUUGUGAUUUAGGGUUGGGUUUUAAAUAAAACAGUGGCAAGGAGAGUUCUCUGUUAUGGAAAACAGCACUAGAGCCAGGCCAGUUUUGUCUUUAGUUAGAAAGGUAGGAUAAGGCUGGAGAACUCAAUUUGCUUUAAAUUCACAGAGAAACUUGGUGCUUGUUUUCUCCACUUAAGAGACUAAAAUGUAAUAUUAAAUUUUCCUUCAUAGAAAAUCAUGGACACCCCUCAAUCCAUUAUCGAGUUUUCGGGGGGAAGUAGCAGGAUGACUUAUUUGCUAGGUCCAUCCACUGUAGAAACAGAAAAAUCUCUCUCCAUUCCAUCAACCACAAGAGUGUCCAGACACAUUGCCAAUGUAAUGGGCAGUAUUCACAUUCCCCCUGAGGAGGGGGGCGGACACGCCCUAAGCAACUGAUAACCGUGUUCCUGAAAUUACCCAGGAACUUCUGUCUGAAUGAGGGAGACAGCCUAAACACCCUAUCCUCGUACCUAUUUGCAGGUUUACAUAUUUCUUGACGUGUUUUUAUCACAGAGUACUUCCUGCUGGAAUCACAGAAAGCUGACCCCUAAGGGAGUGUCUUAUCCUUCCCUUUUCCAUUUGAGCGGCACCAUCUGAGGUGUCAUUGAUCGCUCAGGAAAACCUGUUAAACUCAGAGCGUUUUGAGCCUAAGUACUAGAGGGGAGGGUAUUUCAUUGAAGUUAGUGGAAGCUGAUGAACACAGAGCCGCCGUAUACACACAUCAAUCACUCAACUUCCUGCUCUCUUUUCUUCCAACCCUUUGGUUUGGGGGCAGUUCCCCAAGUGUGCUGUUUUUGUCAUCCAGACCAUUGCAUCUCCAUGGGAAAACAUUGAGCUUAGCUGUUCACAGAAGUUUCAAUAUGCUCUUAGUUCUGAAGAGGCUUGCUUAUUAUUUACAAGAGAACUGCUUGUCAAGUUGGAGUCGCUGUAUGGACCGGCAUAGGUAAAAUGCAGCCCACGGCUCAUCCAGAGGGUCUGGCCUCAGGAUGGAACUGCCCACAGGCUCCCCAAAACACCCCACCACUGUGGCCGAGGACCGGGUAGGCGCGAAAGAUCUUAUCUGAGUGUCAGAAACAUGGACCCAGGAAAAGGCUAUGACGUCUUUCUUUGAAAUCUUUUCAUAUGCUUCUUCCUGUUUCUUUAUUUGCUUAUCCCUUCAGAAGUAUUUUUUUAACUCUUCUUUUUUUAUUCAGUGACAUUUCCCAGAAUGCAAUACUGUCUCUGUUCUGCCAAGAUCCAGUCACCAGGGUUAUGAUUACGAUUCACAAUCUAAAUUUUAUACCCGUGGUGACUCUGCUCUCACUUUGAGUAUUUCAGAAAACGCUGACUCUAUGCCUUCAGUUUGUGUCAUUUUUACCUUUACUAAUUUAUUUCACUAAUGCAUUAGUUCAAAUAUAUUUAUCUUCCUCACAUGCAUACAAAGCAGUCCCUGUUAUCUCGUGCAAACGAAGACACCAUGACACAGAGGAAAAGCACUAGUCUCUCCAAGCCAGAAUCCCGAAUACCAGACUAUGGAAGUGAGGAGAUGCUGCCCUCAAGUUCCCAAGAGCAAAGGUUCUCAAACAAACCAACAAACAAACCACAGCAACAAGAAGAAAGACAAGAAAAGAAAAAUACAAGGGAUUUUUAUUAUUCAGUUCUUGUGUCUCUGACAUUUUCAACACAAUAGAGUAUGUAGCUGUCCAUUUAACCCAAAUGCAUUAUUAACUGCUCUUUCAGCAAGUCUAGUUAUACCUUCAGCAGGCCUUAGCAACUGUUUUCGAAGAGCACAUUGGAAACUUUGUUAUUAAAAUGAAGGUAACCCUAUUUUCUCAAGAUUACUUAUUUGAAGCCCAUUCAUUUGUUUAGGGGCCAGAAACCGAAAUAGGAUUGUUUUUAUGCUUAGAUUGCUAAUAAAGAAAGACAGCCACAUAUUCAGUAGAGAGUGAAGGAAACUACAGAACAGUUACUAUUUGUCUAAAUCUAGAUCAACCAUGGAAUAAGAAGCAAAUUAACCUUACCCAAGCGUAGGCUUUCAAAGUAAAUGGAUGCUUUCUAUAUUAAAGGGGGAGGAGGGGAGAUAUACCUUUUAAUUCCAAAUAAGAAUGCAUUUAACCUUAGACCAGCCACAGAAUGAAAUUUUGACUAAUCUCGCUACAACCACUUCACAAGAAAGGCAGGAGUACCAGGGCAUGUUAAGAUCAGAAGGUGAAACUUUAUAUUUCUUGGAAUCUAUCAUUAACUGUAAAACAUAGUUCUGAUACGGUUAGAAACUGUAUUUUAGCAAAACAGGUUUCAGUGUUUGCACAAUAUAGUGUUUGUAUUUCAACUAUGGACGUUUAUUUCACAUAACUAUCUUUACAGACCAUCUGGAAACGUAGAGGUCUCACAGCAUAAGGACAAAUGAAGUUUGAAUGUGCUCUAUUUUUCUGAGCCUCUUUUAACAAAGAUUAUGGGAUGGCAUAAACGGAAAACUUUAUUUCCUAACGUUCUCAAUGCAGAUCCCAUUAUUGUUGCCCUGUUUCAAAACGUGGGUUUUUCCUGAGGACUGCAGGAGUGAGAAGGUCGUUUGAAUGGGUGUGUGUAUCCACCACAGAAUGAAAAUAAAACCAGGGCAAUUAA
This is a messenger RNA of Myotis myotis, 4489 nucleotides long. RefSeq names its product islet cell autoantigen 1 like (gene ICA1L). Gene Ontology annotation, molecular function: protein domain specific binding. Gene Ontology annotation, biological process: regulation of transport. NCBI's taxonomy places the organism in Eukaryota, Metazoa, Chordata, Mammalia, Chiroptera, Vespertilionidae. The coding region runs from base 127 to 1485 and encodes 452 amino acids. Gene Ontology annotation, cellular component: Golgi apparatus. The transcript has 12 exons. The record is from RefSeq and is a predicted model, not a curated record.